Messenger RNA from Vigna unguiculata (cowpea), 881 nucleotides. NCBI's taxonomy places the organism in Eukaryota, Viridiplantae, Streptophyta, Magnoliopsida, Fabales, Fabaceae. The record is from RefSeq and is a predicted model, not a curated record.
UUGAAGAAUUGGUAUAAGAUCCGAUGCAUUGUAUUAUAAAACUCUGAACGUUCACUCUUUGUGGGACACAAACCCAGAUGGUAAGAGAAACACAUUCCCAAAAGUGCUUCCAAAGAAGCCAAAGAGAAAUCAUUAAAUGAAAAGGAAGAGAUUGUGAUUUCAUGAUUAUAUUCCCACCAUUGGAUCUCUCUAUAAACAUCUCCUUAACCCCUUCUUUCUUAUCCCUUCUUUCUUCACUGUUUUCUUCACUUCAUGCACUUCAAAAGGAGAAUGUCAAAUCCAGAGUUCCUCACCAAUGAUGGCAAAGAGAGCGAUUUCCAGAUUCUGAAGAGACCCAUGUUGGAGUUCCAAACUGAGAACAUCGAAACCAGUUCUUCUUCCAAACCUAGGUAUUCACGAAGCAUCCAAGAUAGAGAUGAAGAGAAAGAAGAAAAUCAACAGAUCUGUAGAGUAACAGUUCGCAGACAAGAUGAUUCAGCAUCAUCAUCAGAAGAAAAACUGAAAGAGGAGGAAGAUGAAGAAAACGAUGGUUUCAAAACUCCAACUUCUUUGGACCACAAGAUUUCGGUGCCCUCUCAGUGCCCACCUGCACCGAGAAAAACCAAACCAUCUCUGAAAAGAAAAGCAUCUUGUUUCAACCACUGCAGACACCCACUUGAUCUGUCAAAAGAGGUGUUCGAAUUAUUGUUCCCAACACAACAAAGCACCAAGAAAGUUCGAAGACAGGAUCACCAAUGAUGCAAUAAUUUUGGUGCAGAACCCACAUGCACUACACAGUUUUUAGGAUCGAUCAAUCUCUUAAAUUGGUUUAUUAUGUAUCUCAAAACUUUAGUUUCUAACUCGAAGCCAAGAAUACCCGGAAUACAGUUUCCAUGUGCAUA